Messenger RNA from Anopheles moucheti, 2416 nucleotides. Its product is annotated as sorting nexin-29-like. Bases 217 to 1917 code for a protein of 566 amino acids. Gene Ontology annotation, molecular function: phosphatidylinositol binding. The record is from RefSeq and is a predicted model, not a curated record. The transcript is spliced from 4 exons. Lineage: Eukaryota; Metazoa; Arthropoda; Insecta; Diptera; Culicidae.
CUUACUCAUCGCAAUAGAGGAAAACGCCAAACAGCCAAAAGAGAUAUUUUCUUCAGACUUGGGGCUUGGAAUUGAUAUCCUCAGAAUUGUAUGGAACUUUGAAUAGUCAUUGAGCACAGGAAUUACUCACUGAAAUUGCUGCUGGGAUUGGUGGGGCCGAGCAGCCGAUAGCAGCAGCUGAAUUGCCCCAAAAAUAACGCUUCGUCUUCCCGUGCUAUGGUUGGCAUGAGCAAUUUUGUCUUCAAUUCGUCCACGCUGGAGAACAUUGUCGGUGUUAGUCGUGGCGCUAGCGCCGACCUGGAACCUGCACGUGACCAUGACCGUCAAGCACUUAUGGACGAACUGCUAGCGACGAUACGACAAUGUCAGAAGCAGUACGGUAGUCACGCAAAGUUAGCCACCGAGGAAGACACGCUAAUAAUUACGCUCUGCGACGUCUGGGAGCGUGUGUUAUCGCACGGGCUUCGUACUACCACUUGGAUCCCGUUCAACAUACUCGAAUAUUUUGGACCACCCGAGGGAAGACCCCCGGUAGAACGGCCAUGCUUUUGGGACUUUGCCUCCAAUCAUUUGACGCGCGACGAGCGGGAUCGUUUCUGUAAUCUGCAGCACGUCGUUUCCCGGCGCGGACGUGCCCGGGCAUUGUUGCGUGCAUUUCUUAACGAACACGCACUCGAACGGUACGUGUUAAUGUGGCUCGGAGAUGCAGAACUACUCGAAACACACUACGAACCAUGGGCAAUGUUACGGCAGGCCGAGGUACAAUCGUUACUACCGAAUGCGGCCGCCGGGCUAGGUACGAUCCUGUUUGCAAUCGUAAUCGAUCGACCGGAACUAAAUCGCAUCGUUACCGGUCGGGCAGUGCUCGAGCCGAAGCCCGAACCGAUUAUCGCCACUCGAAAACCGAUCGGUCCGGCGCGCAAAGUAAAUGCAGUACAGCGUGAAAUACUCGAAUAUUCCGUACCGCGGCAAUUGACUCCUCCGACUGCUACAGUAAGGCAGCCAGAGACUGCAUCUCAACCGCCACCUAGCAGUAACACACCAAUGGAAGAGAUACCGUACACGGUAACGGAGGCACUUUUAGGUUUUUCAGACGAACUAACGCUGCAAAACAGCUCCACUAACUGGUGUUCCGAUAUACCAGUACCCGUGCCACAGACGGUAGAAGUUGCGGAAGACAGUAUGCUAAACUACUCUUCUGCUAGUGCCACGACCAGUUCCAUUUCCACAUCGGGCAGUUCAUUUUGUGAUGAAGUUCGAGGCACUGAAGAGGACACAGGAUCUAAUGUUGUUAGUCGCAAUCGUUCCCAUUCGGGGUCGCUAUUGUACAGCGAUCAAUGUGCGAUGAUAUCCGAUGGGCAUAGGACCAGCCCUGGAGACGAGAAGAUGAAGCGAAGAAAUCAAGAGCUUGAAGAACGUUGUCAUCUGCUGGAGUCGCGUGUUGCGGCCCUUAGUCUGGAAAACCACCGCCUGCGUAUGCUGACCAGAGCCAACCGACUUUCGACAUCAUUCUUCACCUUCAGUAUUCCGAAAGCGAUUCAACGCACCUCCGACAGUGGUCGGUCACGCCGCCCCUACCACGUGUACGAAAUCCGCAUCACACCGUCCGGUGUUAGCGGUUCAACGACGGGCAAUGAAAGCUGGUGCGUAUAUCGACGGUACAACGAGUUUUACCGACUGCACCGACGUUUGCAGAAACUGUAUCCGACAGUGAAAACGCUAGACUUUCCACCGAAGAAAAAAUUUGGCAACAUGAAUGCCGACCUGGUUGAACAACGAAGACAGCGACUGCAGGUGUACUUGAACGGGCUGUUCGUGUCUGCCCUGCCAGAGAUACUUUCGUGCAGUACACGCGUGCAAUUGGAGCAAACAUUUCCAUUUCUGACAGAACAUUCGGCUUCGGGUGCAGCCAUAUGAGCGAAAAAAAUGAAAACUAUUUCCUUUCAUCACACUGUACCGGUAAGAAGCAUGUGAUGAAUUAAGCACUAAGGAAGGCGAAUUGUAUUUGUAAAUCUGUAAAAUAUCGCGUGUAAUAACAACUACGAUCGCUUCUAAAGCUGAUCGUGGAUGAAGAAAACACAUGCGAAACGUUUCUUUAAUGUUCACCAUUUAAUAUUACAAAAAAACUCACAUCGUUUAGCGUUGAUUUAACUUAAUACGUUAAUACACUACAGAAACAAAAACGAAAGCAUAUCGUUCCUUUGUCGAUCGUUUGAAAACCCAUGACGUAUAGUUUAACUGAAAUAGGGAAAAAUACGAAUGGCAUAUUUUAAAACACCAUCUUAAGAAGAUAAAAGCAUUGUAUGCCUGUAUAGUCUAGCAGGCAACUGGAAAAUGUGCGAAAUUUACUUUACAAAAAAAGAGCUGUACACGUGGCAGGAUGUAACAAAACAAACCGAUAAUUUUUCUAUUAAAC